Molecule: messenger RNA, 3187 nt
Organism: Pleuronectes platessa (European plaice)
Lineage: Eukaryota; Metazoa; Chordata; Actinopteri; Pleuronectiformes; Pleuronectidae
Gene: tead3b
Product: TEA domain family member 3 b
Exons: 16
Coding region: 482-1843 (453 amino acids)
Biological process (GO): positive regulation of transcription by RNA polymerase II; embryonic organ development; hippo signaling
Cellular component (GO): transcription regulator complex
Molecular function (GO): DNA-binding transcription factor activity, RNA polymerase II-specific; RNA polymerase II cis-regulatory region sequence-specific DNA binding
Source: RefSeq, a predicted model, not a curated record
CCCGUCCUCCAGUGUGGUGCGUUGAUUUCAUACCAGAGUCAUACUUCACAUUCCACCUCUACUGUCAAAGCUCUGACAAAUAUUAGGGCAAAACAACAAGGCGCCAAAUUACUGCAAAGUCCCCAAAUCCAGCGGCGGCUCGGAGCGGGCCUGGCAGAAUAAAAGAGAAAAGUUCAUACCUGGAUCACGCUCCCGUUUCAGCCUCAAGAGGAGUCCAGUGGUUUGUUAUAAACCCACAGGCUCGCACAGAGAGAGAGAGAGAGAGAGAGAGACACACAACACAACACAACACAACAGGAUUUGGAGGAAUACACAACUUCAGGCUGGUCUGGAUCCCUGCAUCCCCGAAGAUCUCCCACAGAUCUUUUGAUAUUGGGGCUCGGGGUCGGGCCCAGGGGGAGCCGCCACCAUUGCGUCCAACGAGUGGAGCGCCAACGGUAGCCCAGAAGAUGGGCUGGACGGGGACAUUGACGACAAGACCAUGGAGGGGGACGCCGAGGGGGUGUGGAGCCCGGACAUCGAGCAGAGCUUCCAGGAGGCCCUCGCCAUCUACCCUCCCUGUGGCAGGAGGAAAAUCAUCCUGUCAGACGAGGGAAAGAUGUAUGGUCGCAAUGAAUUGAUAGCACGGUACAUCAAGCUGAGGACAGGCAAAACCCGCACAAGAAAACAGGUGUCUAGUCACAUACAGGUGUUAGCGCGGAAGAAAGUUCGUGAAUACCAGGCUGGUAUAAAGGUUUCUAGCCACUUGCAGGUUCUCGCCCGGAGAAAAUCUCGCGAGAUCCAGUCAAAGCUAAAGGCGAUGAAUUUGGAUCAGGCAUCUAAAGACAAAGCCCUGCAGAACAUGGCAGCACUGUCGUCUGCACAGAUCGUCUCACCGAGUAUGAUAAAGAACCACCUCCCGCCGCUGCCUCCGGCCUCCUACCAACAGCACAGAUUCUGGCCUGGUCCCAUCCCAGGACAGCCGGGACCCUCUCAGGAGCUGGUUCUAGAUCUCAACCCGGGGAGGCCUCCUGGGCUUGGACGCAACAGCCAUUCUAUCAAAUCGUAUCCACAGCCACCGUACCCAAGCCUCUCAGGUCCUGUACCACAGUCCAUACCAAGUGUGUGUGUGGGUGGUUCAGGUUAUGAGUCCUUGGCGCCUCCUCUUGCACCAUCUGCCACAGCAGUGCCGGUGUGGCAGGACCGGACCAUCGCCUCCUCUAAGCUGCGGAUGCUGGAGUACUCGGCCUUCAUGGAGGUUCAGAGAGACCCAGACAACUACAGCAAACAUCUGUUUGUCCACAUUGGACAGACCAACCCGUCGUACAGCGACCCGCUGCUCGAGGCGGUGGACAUCCGGCAGAUCUACGACAAGUUCCCAGAGAAGAAGGGCGGCCUCAAAGAGCUUUACGAGAAAGGCCCUCAGAACGCUUUCUUCCUAGUUAAAUUCUGGGCGGACCUGAACAGCAGCGGCAUGCAGGACGGCCCCGGAUCUUUCUACGGUGUCAGCAGCCAGUACAGCAGCAUCGAGAACAUGACCAUCACCGUUUCAACCAAAGUCUGCUCGUUCGGCAAGCAGGUCGUCGAGAAAGUCGAGACAGAGUACGCCCGCCUGGAAGGAGGAAAGUGUGUUUACAGGAUCCACCGCUCCCCGAUGUGCGAGUACAUGAUCAACUUCAUCCACAAACUCAAACACUUGCCCGAAAAAUACAUGAUGAACAGUGUUCUUGAAAACUUCACCAUCCUGCAGGUGGUGACGAACCGUGACACCCAGGAGACCCUGCUCUGCAUAGCGUUUGUGUUCGAGGUUUCCACGAGCGAGCACGGGGCUCAGUACCACGUCUACAGACUCGUCAAAGACUAACAGCUCUUUCAGGGAGGUUUGGGGAAUAAGCCAGACAACAAAGCGUGACACAAUCUCUCUUCGACCAGCUCAACCAUCCAGGAAAAAAAAACAACCAGAAGAAAACAUUCAAAACGAUGCUAGACCGAACUAACAAGGACAGAUUCAUUCAGGAGGAAAACAAAAACAGUGAUACUCAACGUGCCGACGCGCAAAGAAAUUUUUUGAAGAAUUACGGAUUUUUCGAACAACUAUAGCUAUUUUUUCCAUGUGUUCAAACAUGCUUUAGAUGAAGUGGGUCACUUUUGCCAAGGUAGCUGAUGGAGCUCGAAAUGUUUUUAUUGAGGGAGCGAGAAUGUGUUUGGUGGGUUGAGAAGAACCCUGAUGUUUUUCCGAGGGGGGAAUACACUCUGAGCAAUAAUAGAGUGUGUGUGCGUGUGCCAGAAUGAAAAGGUCGAGACAACAGAACCACAGAAGGGGGGGAAAACCAGAGCCAAGUGAUGUUGUUGCCGUAGGAAAGCAAGCAAGUGCCUUUUCUCCAAAGAUAUCAUUGCCUGCCACUUUGAAUUGCCUUUUUAUUACUACCUCUUGUUUUUAAAUGAACAGAAAAUAGUCAUACAGGUGUAUUUUGUCAAAAAAAAAAAGAAAAAAUUGGAAUAGGAUGUCCGGAGAAUUUGUUCUGGACUUUCACAGCAGGAGAUUCUCCGCUGAGUCACCUUCACAACAACAGAGAAAUCUCCGGCGCGUUCAGGCGAGAGCUGGUACUGCAGCCCACAGGCAGGUAGUGACGUAUUAAUUCCGCUGUGGAGAUCUCUCUGGUUUUUGUUUACAGCCCAUCGACACCGGCGUCGGCCCCUCGUCACCAAAAGCUCUUUUGACAUUUUAGUCGGUGUCUUCUACGUGUACGGCUUCUCUUCUUCAUCCUGAGAUAUUUGUUUUCUCUUUAGUUUUUUGUUAGAAACGUCAUCAACACACCCGCUCUCACAGGAUCUCCUGCUGUGUUCUCACAUCAGGUCCUCCAGACCUUCUGCAGAGUUUUUACUAGCGGGCUGACCCGGGGAAAGUCUGCAGGCUCUCACUCGGACAUUCACACAUACAGACCCCUUCUGAGAAUGUCUGGAGGAUCUCCGGAGUUCAGUGCACGUCUGAAAGCAGCUAAUCAAACAUCAGAUUCACACCUAUUUCGAGGCAGUUUUUUGUAUUUGGGCACAAAGAGGAACGGGGGGUGGGAUGACUAAUUUUCAUGUAGCCUGUUGUUUUACAGUCCAAGUGUACAGGGAGGAGGUUUAUUGUGUUACCGUAUUAUAAAAGUUCUGCUUUUUUUUUAAUGUUUUCUUACACAGUAAAAAAAAAAAAAAAAAUCAG